ACGAAGUCAACGUGAUUCAUUCAAAUAAAACAGGUUGUCGCUGUCUGAUUUGUAUUAUUUACGUGUUGUACCUAAUUCAUCGCUAACGUGUCUCGUUGGUUCUAUUUGUGUAAACAAACAUUACGUACUGAUAAGCAAUCAUGAUUUUUCUAAUAUGGACGGGUGUGAUAUUGGCCAUAAUUUACAUAUAUCUUCGGCAAAUUUACUCAAGAUUCACAGCAAAUGGAGUUCGCCAAAUCGACCCGAUUCCCCUUGUUGGGAACAUGUGGCCAGUUAUUGCGAGGAAAUACCAUUUUGUUUAUGAUUUGGAGAAAUAUUACAACACAUACCCUAAUGAAAGAUUCGUUGGUAAAUUUGAGUUUAUGAAUCCAGUUGUACUAGUGAAAGACAUUGAUUUGAUAAAGAAGAUAACUAUAAAGGAUUUCGACUAUUUCCUCGACCAUCGUGGAUUCACAGACGAGGAGGUAGAGCCUAUAUUCGCGAGAAACCUAUUCUCUUUGAGAGGUGAAGAAUGGAAAGAUAUGCGGUCCACAAUGAGUCCAGCGUUCACCAGCUCUAAGAUAAAAGUGAUGGUUCCCUUCAUGGAGGAAGUCGGCAACCAGAUGAUACGCGCUUUGAAGAAGAAGAUUGAAGCAGCUGGAGGUGGUGCAAUAGAAGUCGACUGUAAGGACAUCACCACACGUUUCACCAAUGACGUCAUCGCGUCCUGUGCUUUCGGUCUCAAAGUGGAUUCCUAUGAAGGAAACAAUGAGUUCUAUGAGAUGGGGAAAACAGCAUCCCAAUUCAAGAUACGUCAGAUGAUGAUGUUCUUUGCGUACACAGCUUUCCCUGGCCUUGUUAAAAGGCUAAAAAUGACGCUGUUUUCAAAAGCAACUACUCGUUUCUUCACACAAUUGGUGAUGGACACCAUGAGCAAUAGAGAGGCUAAUAAAAUAAUCAGACCUGACAUGAUACAUCUUCUUAUGGAAGCUAAGAAAGGUCGACUGAAUCAUGAAGAGAAGUCUAAAGAUGCUGUCAGUGACGCAGGCUUCGCUACCGUGGAGGAAUCCUCUGUUGGAAAGAGAACAAUACAAAGAGAAUGGACGGACAACGACCUGAUCGCCCAAGCAGUGCUCUUCUUCAUAGCUGGCUUUGAAACCAUAUCUAUUGCUAUGUCAUUUGCUCUGCACGAACUCGCGUUACACCCAGAGAUUCAGGAGAGACUGGCGAAGGAAAUAAGAGAAGAUGCAGCGAAAAAUAAUGGCAAAAUAGAAUACAAUUCCAUACAGUCCCUGCCGUACUUGGAUAUGGUGGUUUCAGAGGUGCUCAGGCUUUGGCCCCCUGGUUUCCAGCUGGACAGAGUUUGCGCAAAAGACUACAACAUGGGAAAGCCUAAUAGCAAAUCCACCAAAGAUUUCAUUAUCCGUAAAGGGGAGUUUGUGUUAAUACCAAUGUGGUGCAUCCAUCGCGAUCCCGAAUUCUUCCCUAAUCCUGAGAAAUUCGACCCCGAACGCUUCUCAGAGGAGAAUAAAGAUAAAAUCAAUCCAAUGACGUAUAUGCCGUUUGGUGGUGGACCCAGGAAUUGUAUUGGUUCAAGAUUUGCACUGCUGGAACUAAAAAUGCUAAUUUAUCAAAUUAUUCUACACAUGGAUGUAUCACCUUGCAAUAAGACGUGUAUACCAAGCAAGCUCUCGUUGGCAAGCUUUAACCUAGGUCUUGAUGGAGGACAUUGGCUGAAUUUCAAAAUAAGGCAGUAAACGGAAAAAUUAGUAAAACUUUAGAUAAAUUUUCAUGGAGCAGAAAUUGCUCUUUAUCUAAGAAUAUAAUUUUAAGUAGACAUAUUAAGGACAAAAUUUGUUUUGGAAAGUUUUAAACGUUAGUCUUAAACUGGGUGUAUUUUAUGCUUGGAUAAAGUUAGAUAAUAUAAGAUCGUUCAUUAAUCAUAAUUAUGAGAUUCUAAUUUGCAAAAAUCACUAUUAAUCUAAAGGGUGAGGUGAUAAUAUUAUUUUUUGUUUUUGUUUAAGUAUAUUGUUUUAUCAAUGGAUGUAUAUUGGUGGGCAUUGAGAGUGUAAAGCCCCAAAAAGUAAAAAUCACCAGGGGGUGAAAACUAAAAUUAAAAUAAAAUUUUACUUGAUUAAUAAAAAAGAUAUUUUUAAUAAAUACUAAAUAAAUAUUUUUAUAUUAUUCUGUGAUAUGGAUGUUAUUAGGUAUAAGAUAUUAUAAUGUAAUAAUAAUUUCUUCAAAUUUUAAAAUAUAUG
Molecule: messenger RNA, 2237 nt
Organism: Colias croceus (clouded yellow)
Lineage: Eukaryota; Metazoa; Arthropoda; Insecta; Lepidoptera; Pieridae
Product: cytochrome P450 9e2-like
Exons: 11
Coding region: 141-1736 (531 amino acids)
Molecular function (GO): iron ion binding; monooxygenase activity; heme binding
Source: RefSeq, a predicted model, not a curated record